AUGGAUACAAAGGGGAAUUUAGCAAAUGACUGUGUGGGAACAUCAACGAUAGAAUAUGAUCCUAAUGACUACGCAAGGAUUAACAAAUUGGUUAGUGACGUGAUCUGUAAAGUACAAAAAUUCAAAUACACACACAACACAAACAUUCGACUAUGGACACGCGUAUUUUUAGUCUUGGCAUACUCUGUGUAUUUUGGAUACGCAAUCUUUUUGGAUUUCCACAAGAAUGUCGUUCUAUUAGGACUUACGGCUGGAUUUGUUGGGAUUUUUGUUCUGCAUAUUCUUCAUAGCCUAUUUUCGGGAUGUUUCAUUCGUUGGUGUCAUCGACUUCAAAAAAGGUUUCACGAAUGCAUUGGAUACACUCAACGUCGCAGAUUGAUAGUAUCUCUAAAAGUACUUACUGUAUUAGUGAUACUUGGCGUCACUUUCGUGGACGUCUGGCAAACACCCCUGAAGAUUGUGUCCUUAUUUGGAAUAAUGAUGAUUCUCGGAAUUGGAGUAUUGUUUUCACACAAUAAAGUCAUGAUAAGAUGGGACAUCGUUUACUCUGGUGUGCUGCUACAGUUUCUAAUCGGUUUGCUGUUACUCCGCUGGAAGACUGGCUCAGAUGCAAUGUCUGCGUUUUCUGGAGAAAUCACGCGUUUUCUCGCGUAUUCGAGAGCUGGACUAAUUGGUGUGUUUGGAGAGUCAUGGACGGAUCAUUUUAUUUUUCGCAUUGUUGGAACAGCCACAUUCUUUGCUGCUGUGAACGCUACAUUGUACCAUUUUGGUGUGAUGCAGGCAUGUAUUAAGGUGAUUGGUGGCCUCAUUGCAGCUGUUGUACCCGUCGUUCCGGCUGAGGCGUUUGUGGCUACCGCUAACAUAUUCCUAGGGACGACUGGUUCAGCGAUGACAGUGCUAUCCUUACUCGACGAUAUGACCAUUUCGGAGCUUCAUGUUGUACUGACGUGUGGACUGGCCUCCAUAUCUGGGGGAGGGAUGGCUAUGUUCAUCUCAAUUGGGGUCCCCGGAAGCAGUUUGAUUGGUGCAUCUAUGAUGUCUGCACCUGCGGCACUAGUAAUGUCCAAGCUUCUGCGACCAGAAACAAAAAGAUCACGUAUACAGGCAAUAAAGGAAAUAUGUUACUUCAAAGAAGAGGUACAAAAUUUGCUCCAUGCGAUUAUAAUUGCCGUUGGUCGCAUACCACGUUUGCUUGGUCAAAUCGUUGCAACCCUCAUAGGAUUCGUAGCCAUGCGCCAAUUCUUAAACGAGGCUAUGAAAUGGACGGGGGGCAGAAUUGGAAUCGAAGGUCUCAAUUUUGAGACAAUCUGUGCAUAUUUGUUCAGUCCGUUGGCGCUUAUGAUUGGAGUUGACGUUCCGGAUGUCGUCGAAGUUGGGAACAUCCUAGGCACGUCAACGAUCCUCAGUGGCCUGGUCGCGUUUGUGAAAAUAUCUGACUUAAUUAAAAAUCGCAUUGAGGGUAAAGAGCCCUAUCUUAGCCCUCGUUCUGAGAUUUUGGGAACCUACGCCAUUUGUAACAUGGCAAGUAUCACUGGUUUGGCAAUUAACAUAGCAACCGUGGGAUCUCUUGCACCCAGAAGGAAAGAGGACAUUUCAAAGAUUGCGCUUAGUUCGUUUGUGGCUGCAUGUCUUGCAUGUUUGAUGACUGCUUCCGUCGCAGGAGUGCUGUACCAAGAAUCCGACAUUUAAUUUAAGUAUUAACUAAUCUUUUGGAUACAAUAAAUAUUUCGCAAAAAGACCCCUGAGGAAUAACAGCAUUAAUGAACUCAAAAAGACGUAGAUUUUCAACAAUAGUCUCGAGAGUGAUGGCAACAUUAUACACACAUAGUUUGGCAUUAUAUAUCACUUUCUGAAAUUAGUAUACAUGUAUAUAAUCAUUCUUUAUAUUUUACAACGGAUGGAAAAUUCAUAAAUGAAUUA
Molecule: messenger RNA, 1920 nt
Organism: Owenia fusiformis
Lineage: Eukaryota; Metazoa; Annelida; Polychaeta; Sabellida; Oweniidae
Source: the annotation of a GenBank genome assembly